CAGAUUGAGGGCAAACUCACGCCAGGAGAGACCAGGACAGAUUGGAGUGAUAUCUCAGUUUCUCUGUGCUGUAGUUUAACCCAGCAGUUGUUAUUUUUUUCUACCCUAUCACUACUUCAAGAUGCCGCGAUCCUUUCUUGUGAAGAAGAAGAAGCUACACCAGGUGAACCGCAGGCCUGGGCAGGACAGGGUGGAAAACUUUUCCGUCCCGCUAUGUGCUGAAGCACCGCCACUCGUGGAGCCGGGCGUCCCAUCAGAGAACAACCCCGAGCAGCCGCUCAAGCCGGCAGCGGAGGAUCCCGUCACCUGCCCUCGGGCCGACACGCGCGACCACCCGCCCAGGGCGCAGCCGUGGUCCGGCGACACCGCUGCCUUCGUGCCGCAACUCUCACCGACUCGUCCUACAGCUGUGAUGGAGACGGUCCCCGGCAGCACGCUGAGCUGCGUACGGGACAUGAGCGCGGCCUGGCCGUACGGCUUUCCCAGGCUCUUCGGUGAUGGAGACCUGGUCCGUCCGACGCCGUCCCCGUUCUUAGACCGGUCCAUCUUCCGGCCCGACUUUCCCCUCUCCUCCCACCACCACCGACACAGCGCCACCCUCAACCUCGGCGACGUUAACAGACAGAGUGCCUUCAAGAGGUACGAUCUGCUGAAGCUAGAGACGACCCUGGCCUCCCCACCCCCGGGAGGCUACCCUUCCCCCACCUCCCACUCCGAGUACGUGGACGGGCGGCUGGACCAGCCGGCGGGCGGGCGGGAGGACGCCGAGGCCCCACCGGAGAAGCAGAAGCGCCCGACGGUGCUGACGGGGUCGUUCUCGUGCGUGAAGUGUAAGAAGGUGUUCAGCACGCCGCACGGACUGGAGGUGCACGUCAGGAGAUCGCACUCAGGCAAGAGGCCGUUCGCUUGUGAGGUGUGCGACAAGACGUUCGGGCACGCGGUGAGUCUGGACCAGCACCGGUCCGUCCACACCACGGAGCGGACCUUCCAGUGUAAGCAGUGCGGGAAGUGCUUCAAACGGUCCUCCACCUUGUCAACCCACCUGCUUAUCCACUCAGACACCCGCCCAUACCCUUGCCAGUACUGCGGCAAGAGGUUCCACCAGAAAUCUGAUAUGAAGAAACACACCUUCAUACAUACAGGAGAGAAGCCCCACAAGUGUCUGGUGUGCGGCAAGGCGUUCAGCCAGUCGUCCAACCUGAUCACCCACACCCGCAAGCACACCGGCUUCAAGCCCUUCGCCUGCGACACGUGUGGCCGCGCCUUCCAGCGCAAGGUGGAUCUGCGCAGGCACAGGGAGACCCAGCACAACGUGCCGCCACCAGCUCCUGCGCAUGCGCACCGCGUCAGCCCCACGGCGGAGAUCCCCGUACAUGCGCAGUAAGGGUUUAGUCUAGAAACCAU
This is a messenger RNA of Branchiostoma floridae (Florida lancelet), 1404 nucleotides long. Its product is annotated as zinc finger protein Gfi-1b-like. Gene Ontology annotation, biological process: regulation of transcription by RNA polymerase II. The record is from RefSeq and is a predicted model, not a curated record. Gene Ontology annotation, cellular component: nucleus. The transcript has 5 exons. NCBI's taxonomy places the organism in Eukaryota, Metazoa, Chordata, Leptocardii, Amphioxiformes, Branchiostomatidae. Gene Ontology annotation, molecular function: DNA-binding transcription factor activity, RNA polymerase II-specific; RNA polymerase II cis-regulatory region sequence-specific DNA binding. The coding region runs from base 122 to 1384 and encodes 420 amino acids.